Molecule: messenger RNA, 1655 nt
Organism: Rhopalosiphum padi (bird cherry-oat aphid)
Lineage: Eukaryota; Metazoa; Arthropoda; Insecta; Hemiptera; Aphididae
Exons: 2
Coding region: 207-1457 (416 amino acids)
Source: RefSeq, a predicted model, not a curated record
UUUAUGAAAAACAGUACCACCAGUAGACUGGUUCUUGGCAGUAACAUUACUGUUAUCUCUUCGGCGGUUUUGGCUCAGUCUCUGGUCGAUUUCAGUGCGGUGACAUCAACCCGACCAAGUCAAACUUGGUCCACGCUUUUCCACAUAACCACAUUAAAGCCAUAUCGUUGGGUUUUACAUGCAUAUUGAUUAACCAGGCACUGGCGAUGACUAACACGACAACAGCAGCGGCGACGGUCGCUGAAAUGAUCGAAGCCGGAGUGUUUGGACCCGGUGGUCGGUUCGUGUCGUUCGCGUUGGACGGCCAGCACGACGGGCAGAAUCAGUUCGCGUCGUCCAUACUGUACGGGACGGUUACGGUAGGCGAUCGCGACUGUCACCAGCAAAGCCAUCGACUCGUGUUCAAGUUCAAGCACACUGUGCCCGAGGUGAAAGAGUUUCUCAAAAAUGACCAGCAGUUCCACAACGAAAUCCUGUUCUACGAACAGAUCAUACCAUUCUUGUUGGAUUGCUGCUCGCAGAAGGACGGCGGUGAGGACGCGACUCCAAUGCUCUGUCAUUACUAUUACGGACGCAACAAUUACGGUGACUUGGCGAAUCGGGACAUUAUUGUCUUGGAAAACGAAACCAUACGUGGAUAUGGGGCCGCAGUGACCGACCAUAAGUUGUGUUUAGAUUUCGAACACCUAAUCGUGGCGAUCAGAGCUCUAGCAAAGUUCCACAGUUUGUCGUACAGAGCCAAGCACGUGGAUCGUGACAAGUUCACGGAUCUGGUGACCAAAGUGAAGGAUACUCAGUGGAAUGAUGACGGGCAGUGGCUUGUAAUAGACAAAGGACUUGGAGGGUUACUUUCUGUGGCUGUUGACAAGGUAAUAGAGCAUCGCGGAGACGACCGACGUGCGCACCGGUUUCAGACGGAACUGUUGGCCGACGCGCCAGCCACGUUGAGACGUGUGAUGGAACCUGUCGAACCUCUGUCCGUCCUGUGUCACGGCGAUUUCAACCGUAACAACCUGAUGUUUAAGUACGACGACGAUGGCCGGCCGGUGGACGCGCUGGCGUACGACAUGGCCACCGUACGGUAUGGGUCGCCGGCGAUCGACUUGUCCUUUUUCUUGUACAUGAACACGGACCGUCAGACUCGGGACGAUCACUGGGACGCACUGUUGGACGCGUAUUGCGAGACGUUGGCCGCCGCCGCCGGUGAUGUCCCUGUUCCGGACCGCGGCCAACUGGAUGUCGAAAUGCGCGAGCACGCGUUCUACGGGUUGGCGCACGCGUCGUUUUUCCUGCGGAUCAUGUUGGAAGAACAAAAACCGAUCGCACCACUGGAGUUCAUCAAUAUGACCUUCGAUGAGGUAAAGGAUCUCUUGUUGUCGUUUGGUGGUGAACGGGCUACCGAUUGGGUGGCCGACACCGUCCAACACUAUUUGGAUACGUCGUUUGCCGAAACGUGAACAUGUAAAUUAUACGCAUACGCGAAUAGAAUGACGCGUAUGUAUUAUGUAUUUUGAGUUUCCAGUUUUCCAUGGUUAUUUUAUCCUCGUUUAAUCCUUAUUCUAUGAUAAUAUUAUGACAAUUUUCUAUCACGAUAAUCGUCUGCAGUAAAUUAUGUAGUUUUCAUAAUAUUAAAAUAAAUACAAAUUUUGUUUUUA